Messenger RNA from Ceratina calcarata, 2799 nucleotides. Its product is annotated as glucose dehydrogenase [FAD, quinone]. Lineage: Eukaryota; Metazoa; Arthropoda; Insecta; Hymenoptera; Apidae. The transcript has 10 exons. The coding region runs from base 242 to 2155 and encodes 637 amino acids. Gene Ontology annotation, molecular function: oxidoreductase activity, acting on CH-OH group of donors; flavin adenine dinucleotide binding. The record is from RefSeq and is a predicted model, not a curated record.
GUUUUACAGUUUAGGUUUGCUGGCGCUCAUAGGCCGCGAGGAGAAGUGCCGCGUAUAACGCCGCUCGUAAAACGUUAUCGCGCAUUUUCCCGCGUCUUUGUUUAAAAUUGUUCCAAGUCACCGAAAACACUUCGUUGUAAUCAACUUUCGCCUAUCGGCCGCUUAAUUCGAGGUCGAGAAAAGUGUGACACCGAUAACAUUUAUUUAAAAGAAUCCUGGUGAAUCAUAGUGCGAUAUCAAUAUGUCGACCUACUACAGAACGUCCGUGGCACCGGUUUGCGGGGACCACUUCCUCGGUCCAAGUCUCGCACAAGUUUGCCCGGCAUCGCAGUUUCUGAUGUUUAUGAGCAUCUUGGACACGUUCAUCCGCAGUCAGGAGUCGAUCGCGCAAUUGUGCGAACGAGUCAGACCGAUCGAUCCACCGGAACUCAACUACGACUUCAUCGUGGUCGGCGGAGGAACAGCUGGUUCCGUAGUAGCAUCCAGAUUGAGCGACCUACCGGAAUGGAAAGUUUUAGUACUGGAAGCUGGGCCGGACGAGCCUCCCGGUGCCGACAUCCCGAGCAUGGUGGCGAUGUUCCUAGGAACCGAGAUCGACUGGCAGUUUCGCACGAGCAACGAACAAAACGCCUGCCUCUCGAGCGGAGGAUCGUGCAGCUGGCCGAGAGGGAAGAACCUCGGAGGCACGUCGGUUCACAAUGGAAUGAUGUACACGCGAGGACACGCGAGGGAUUACGACAACUGGGCUGCGAUGGGCAACGAUGGUUGGACUUGGCGCGAGGUGUUGCCGUAUUUCGCGUGUUCGGAGAAUAACACCGAGAUCAAUCGUGUCGGUCGUAAAUAUCACUCGACCGGGGGGCUGCUCAGCGUGGGGAGGUUUCCCUGGAGGCCGGACAUCGCGAGUGACAUACUCGCGGCAGCGGCCGAGAAAGGAUACCCGCUUACCGAGGAUUUGAACGGUGAUCAGUUCACCGGGUUCACGGUCGCUCAAACGAUGAAUUACGACGGGGUUCGACGGAGCGCCGCGGCCGCUUUCCUACGGCCGUUCCGUCAGAGGCGAAAUCUCCAAGUGGCGUUAAAUGCGACUGUAACGAAAGUCAUCGUUGAAAACAUGAAAGCGGUGGGCGUGCAGUAUUAUCAAGACGGCGUGCCUCGAGUCGCUCGAGCAUCACGCGAGGUGAUCAUCUGUGGCGGGGCUGUCAACUCUCCUCAGAUUUUGUUGCUAUCUGGAAUCGGACCGAAAGAUCAUCUGCAGAGCAUGAACGUGAACGUCGUAAAAGAUCUUCCAGGCGUCGGCGAGAAUUUGCACAAUCAUGUUUCGUACACUGUGUCCUUUACUAUAAACGAACCGAACGAGUACGAUUUGAACUGGGCAGCGGCCGCGGAAUACGUCGGGUUCCAACGGGGACCCAUGUCGUCCACGGGAAUGUCUCAAAUAACAGGGAUCAUACCGUCGAGGUACACAUCCCCGGAUCAUCCCGAUCUUCAGUUUUUCUUCGGAGGAUAUCAAGCGUCCUGCGCGACCACUGGGGAGGUUGGAACUCUUAUAAACGGUGACCGUCGAAGCAUAAGCAUAUCGCCCACGUAUCUCCAUCCGCGCAGCAAAGGUACCCUUCGGUUGGCCAGUAACGAUCCCUUCGCGAAACCGGUGAUCCACGGCAAUUAUCUGAGCGAUCCGAUGGACGGUACGGUUCUACUGGAGGGUAUCCGGAUAGCCUUGUCGUUUGCUAACACGACCGCCAUGCGGAAACAUAAUAUGACGCUGGACCACACUCCUCUCCAAGCUUGCUCGCAGUAUCCGUUCCUCAGCGACGAUUACUGGAGGUGCGCGAUACGUCAGGACACCGGUCCGGAGAAUCAUCAAGCGGGAUCCUGUAAAAUGGGUCUAGCUUCGGAUCCAAUGGCCGUGGUAGAUCCGCGAUUGAAGGUGCACGGUAUCAAAGGGCUGCGAGUCGUCGACACGUCCAUCAUGCCUCAGGUGACGUCUAGCAACACGGCUGCGCCAGCAAUCAUGAUCGCCGAGAAGGCAGCCUCGUUCAUAAAGUCGGAGUGGGCCGUGCCGAAUACGCAAUGUUCCCGUUCCACGAUCGACAGCUCGCUGGAUCUACUGCUUUGGGGGAUCAAGUACAUCGACUGGGACCAAGGUGUCUGGUAGUCGAGAAUCCUCGAUCGUCCUCCCGAUCUAGUCCCUGAAUCCAUCCAGUGGGCUUUGCUUACGAGUUAUGCCUCGAGGAGAAAAAUACCUGUUCCGCGCUGGCCGCGAUCAAACUCACCGAAGAGAAACUAAAAGACCGCGGCGCGCACCUGCACCUACUGCUGCUACUACCUUUCUCCCUGCGCUGUGAUCGAUUCUAUCGAAAGCGUGGAACGGAACGACCAACGAGUCGGAAUCGGACUCAGCCGAUUCAGCGAUCAUUGCAGAUCUUAGAGAUCAUUAACGUCAUUACAUGUAUUAAUCCUGACUAUUUUUUUUCUUUCCGAUAUGAGAAUGUCAAGGGUGUAUAGAACCGCGAAGGCCUCGAGUAAAGUUCAAACGUUCGAUUUGUCACGCUUUAAUAAAUUCAGUGUACCUGUAUCAAAGUCGCACAUCUGUUGUGUACGAUCGUAUCAAGCGAACUGCUCGAGAGUCCUUCGUAUUUUUAUUAUUCAGGUAUCCUACUGUAGCAAUGUCAAAUACAAAUGUACCAAAGAACCGAUGUUACCUAAGGAAUUAUAUCCCACUUAUUACUUCGACCUGUGCUCUUCUUUCUUCUUUGAACUAAGUAUUGCAAUAUACAAUAAAUCAAUUUUGUUCGAUCA